AAUAAUACAAAAUUCCCAAUUUCACCAUGUUUUUAUAGUGCAUCAAAUCGGUCUCCACACAAGAAAUAAUUGAAUUUGAGAGAUGGUAUGGAAGGACAUUCGUCAACAAGCUUCGCCCCAGAUUCCUCCGACCACCAGUACCAGUUUUCUUACAGAACAAUCCCGACGAGGUGGCUAUAUGGGAUCCGAAUUUACCGAAUUCGGUAGGAACCAUCACCAUCGUCAUUAUCAACAUCAUCAACAGCAUUUUCACCCUCAAAAUCAUCCUCAUCUCUUAGCACCGCCACAUCAGCAUCUGGACAUGCACGAGGCGAUAAUACAGAGAGAGAUGGAAAAGGAGCGUAUACGAGAGGAGAUAAUCAUGUCCGAAAUGAUGAGAAGGCGUGUUCUAGAAGCUGAGGUGAGGAGAGAGAUGAUGCUAGAGAGAGAAUAUUCUCUGCGUAGAGGAGGCAUCGAUGGGUUCCCGUUUGGGCCCUCUUCGACGCGGGCCCCACUUUUGGGGGUGGGGUCCGAAGGGAGGUCCCUCGAGGAAAGGAUUGCCUUCUCAGUCACGGAACGGGAGAGGCUAAAUGGGAGGCACGUUGACUCUUUGCCCUUUCAGACAAGGUCGUCUGUUGACCUACGAAUUUCCGAGGUCAAGGUGAAUAAGGAAAAGGAGAAAAUUAUUUUGAUGGCUAAACCCGAGGAAAAUAUAUCCGGAUCGAAGAGGAAAGCACCAUCACCACCAACGCAACCAUCAACACCGCCACCUGGAGCAGCAGCCGCUAGCGAACCCCCACCGGAGAACAUCUCAAAGAAAAAAGCUGCAGAAAAGUUGACUUGCGCUAUAUGCCAGGUCAGCACCACGAGCGAGCAAGGCUUGUCCGAACACAAGAAGGGGAAAAAGCACAAGUCCAAGGAAUCCGCAUUACGAGCCGGAAAAAACUACACCAUAGGGCUUUUACCAACAACAACGAGAUCUACUGCUACAUGCAAAUCCGCCGAGGUUCUUCUAGAAACUUCUACCGAACCUGUCAAAGAGGAUGUAGUGAAGUCAACCUCCGACUGUUUGCUGUCUGAAAAAAGAGACGAUAUCGAAAUCCUAAACUCCGACGAGUCGAAGAAGAAUGGAUCUGUGGUGGUUGAAAAGGGGCAGAAAAACGAUAGGAAGAAAUGGCAGAGGUUUUGGUGCGAGAUUUGCCAGGUGGGCACCCCUUCUCAGAAAAUUAUGAAUGCUCAUAAAAAAGGGAAGAAACAUUUAAAAAGAAGCAACCAAAGCUUGUCCGAUGAGAAGGGCAAGAUUGUAAUUAACGUGAAUUGCGAAGGAGCUGUUGCUCGAGAUGGGGACGAAAUCGCUGCGGAUAAUGUGGAUGAGGCAUUCGGGGAAGAUAGGUCUGACGAUGUAGCGGAUCACAGCCCAAAGGUGAUGAACUAAUGGUGUCUUAAGUUCAGUCCUAGGUUGUCUGUGCCCUCUUUUUUUUUUUUUUUUUUUUUUUUUUUUAAAUUCAAAUCCAAUUAAUUAACUUGAGUUUGGAUGUUGAUUUAAAAACUUGUAUCAGUAUAAAAUAAAUCUAAAUUAUAAUGUAUUUUGAUUGAA
Erythranthe guttata (spotted monkey flower) is the source of this 1576-nucleotide messenger RNA. RefSeq lists its product as uncharacterized. Gene Ontology annotation, molecular function: nucleic acid binding; zinc ion binding. Lineage: Eukaryota; Viridiplantae; Streptophyta; Magnoliopsida; Lamiales; Phrymaceae. The record is from RefSeq and is a predicted model, not a curated record.